Molecule: messenger RNA, 3010 nt
Organism: Brienomyrus brachyistius
Lineage: Eukaryota; Metazoa; Chordata; Actinopteri; Osteoglossiformes; Mormyridae
Gene: tmem214
Product: transmembrane protein 214
Exons: 17
Coding region: 118-2178 (686 amino acids)
Cellular component (GO): Golgi apparatus; endoplasmic reticulum
Source: RefSeq, a predicted model, not a curated record
CGCUUUAACAUACGUAGCCUUCAUCUCUAUCUUGCUGUGUUAGCUUAGCCCUGUACAGCUAAUAGAUCCAGCGCCGCGUUCCCUUCAAAAGCUUAGCCGCCUUUAAAUCCUGGAAAAAUGGCUUCAGUCGGUAAAUGGGAGGUGGUGAAGAAGAACAAGAAGCACAACAACAGCGGAGCGGGAAAGAAUCAGCCUGACAAGAAAUCGGGUGGGAGGAAAGCGCUCGGCGAGGCUAAUAUGCCGAGGAUCGACCCGGCGCCUCCACUGAAGAUGUCUGAAACCAUCUACGAGGGUUUCGAGAAGAUGGGGGGGAAGAAGAAGAACAAGGAGCAGGUCCCUCCAGCGCCAUCCCCCGAGCAGCAGCAGAAGAAGCAGGGUGCCGGGAAGCCCUCAAAGAAGUCUCACACAAAUGGGUCCAUGCAGAAGCCAGAGCACUUUAAGUCCCUUGAGGAAGCUCUGAAAGCAUUUGACGUUCCGGAGCUCCAACGGCAGCUGGAGAAGAGUGAGACUCUCUUUCCUGAAAACCCCUCUGUCUGGGUGAAGGACCUGGCUGGAUACCUCAACUACAAACUGCAGGCUCCCGAGGUGGAGCCCACUCUGAGUAACCACUCUUAUGAUUACCCAUACUGCCUGGUUUCCAAGGAGCUGAGGGGUGUGAUUAAGAGGCUACUGGGACGCUGUUCUGAUUCGCUGCAGGAUUUCUUCGAUCACUGCAUUUACACGAUGCUGCGAGAGUUGGACAAACCAUCAGGUGAACCCCUGCAUGGUUACAGGAUCUGCAUUCAAGCCAUAAUGAUGGACAAACCCAAAAUAGCCACGAUGAACCUGGCAGAUCACUUGGAGCUGCUCAGGUCUCAGCAGAACCGACCCAUGAAGUGCCUGACCAUCAUGUGGGCCCUGGGCCAGGCGGGUUUCACGGACCUCGGCCAGGGACUCAGGGUGUGGCUGGGCGUCAUGCUGCCGGUCCUGGGCGUGAAGGCCCUGUCGUCCUACGCCAUCGCGUAUCUGGAAAGGCUCCUCAUGUUACAUGCCAACUUGAGCAAAGGCUUCGGGAUCCUGGGACCAAAGGAGUUCUUUCCUCUGCUAGAUUUUGCAUUCAUGCCCAAAAACGCACUGUCUCCCAACUUGCAGGAGCAGUUGCGUCGCCUCUAUCCCCGACUCAAAGUAUUAGCGUUCGGGGCCAAACCAGAAAACACACUGCACACGUACUUCCCCUCAUUCCUGUCCAGAGCCACGCCGCACUGCCCCGAUGACAUGAAAAGAGAGCUCCUCAGCAGCAUGACAGAGUGCUUAUCCCUGGACCCGCAGAGCUUGGCCGUGUGGAGGCAGCUAUACCCGAAACACCUGCCGCAGUCGAGCCUGCUGUUAAACAAUUUAUUUCAGUCGUGGGGCAGUUUAUCACAAAAUCUUCGCAGACGCUUGCAGGAAACGGUUCACUCCUUCAAGGUGACCAAUGAGGAGAUGAGGAACUGUGGGCGCUCCCAGGAGGUUACGGAGUGUAACACCCUAUGCAGUGGCCUGCAGCAGAAGAUGCGAGGCCGGCACUUCCCCUGGUGGCGACUGAUUCUCGCCGUCCUGGUUUUCACGACGGGCUUCAUGGUCCAUGACAUCAGGUCACAUGGGUCGUUUAAAGCAUCUACCACGGCAAGAUACCUGCAGAGCUCGGGGGUGUCGCCACUCUGUCAUCAGGCAUGGACCCGCACGUCUCAUUCCCUGCAGACGGGCUUCAGUUGGAUCGAGACAAACGCACCGUUUUACUAUUCGGAGGCCGUUACUGCUGUGGGACCCAUCUUGCAUGUGGCCUGGGAGAAGUCCAGGACCGCCAUCGUCUUCGUCACAGAGUUCUGUUCAGACUUGGUCCUGUGGGUCAGGGAGAAUAGCCCGCACUUUGUUGAAUGGCUCAAUGCCAACAUCCCAGAAGGUGUUUUCCAGUUUAUUGAGUAUCUGAAGGAACUUCUGCUCUUUGUCCAUGUGAACUACAUCCUUCCAGCCAUGAUGCAUCUCAAAGCAGCACUCGAACAUUGCUGGCAGAAGUUUGUAGACUCUUGCAAUGGUGAAGCAUCAUUACAGUGCGUUCAAAAUCAUGUGAUAAACUUCACCAACUCCACCUGGACUUACUUGCAAGAUACUGCGUUUGCGAUUAAAAAUCGGGCUGUCGAACUCAUGUCCAGAUUAUAAUAAGCGUACAGGACCAACUUCUGAGGCUGCAUUUCCACGGAGCGAAACCACCUGGUCUUUUUAGCAAUGCUCAAGUAAGGACUUUCUGGGAUACCAGAGCAGAGUUUUUUUUUUGUUUUUUUUUGGUCAAUUGCAUGUAAUUUUAUCACUUAUUUUCUAUGUGCUGUCAUCACUUUUGGGUGCACAGUUUUUUUUUUUUGUUUUUUUUAUAGGUAUUCAGGUUUCCUACUCAGUGUUAUUAAACUGCCAAAUGGGAACCAGCUGGACCCAUCAUACCAGUGUCCUGUGGUAAACUUCAAACAGACACUUCAAGGUUAAUUGUUGACUUGACUUGUGACUAUGAAGGAAAUUAUUUCAUGAUCAAUUUUUUUCUGAAGCUGGUUACUAAGGUUAAACUAAAUUUUAAUGUUUUUUGCCCAACAAUUUAAAGCACUGGAUUAUAGAUCACUACUGCUGCUGCGUGAUAUAUUGUAUAAAUCGGACAUUGUUUCCUGUCAUGGAGCAUCGAGAAAUGAUUUCCUACCUCUGUGCAGUAUAAUUGGUUUAGGUUUGCAUCCCCGGUCCUUGCGUAGAGCACUUUGAGCAUCCUUUAGAGCAACAGCAAUGUCACAUAGAUCCCAGUCUCACUCACAGAGGGUUUAACUGGACAAAUGAACGAUGACAGGGCUUUGAGGCAGAUCCCUAAAAUCCCAGCUUUGAUGAAAGGCCACGUAUCGUCUGAUGGCAGGAGGUAAAUGUUUCUAUCUGGGGAAAUUCUCUUAAGAUGAAAUCAUUUGAAUUUGUAUAUGUGAAAUGUUUAUAAAUAAAGACUUUUCAGCCCUUCUACUGCUAA